Messenger RNA from Ramularia collo-cygni, 1515 nucleotides. RefSeq lists its product as uncharacterized. The record is from RefSeq and is a predicted model, not a curated record. The transcript has 2 exons. NCBI's taxonomy places the organism in Eukaryota, Fungi, Ascomycota, Dothideomycetes, Mycosphaerellales, Mycosphaerellaceae. Bases 1 to 1515 code for a protein of 504 amino acids.
AUGGCCGAAGUGCGAAUUUCAUGGCUUUCGAGGGUGCGAGCUCGACUAAUCUCGAAUUUCUAUCCGCCCCACGUACAGCGGAUAGGCGUACAGCAGAACUUCGAGGUAUACAGCUUUACGAAUCCCAAAGCAGCGAGGUAUUCCGACCAGGCGCCAGGAAUAUUCUCCCUCAAGCUCGACGGAAUGGAUACACCUAUCUUUUUAUUGGACAAGAAUGUGACCGAGUCGCUAAGGGACAGUGCCGAGGUGUACAUAAAAUACUACGAUGAAUCCACAAGGCUCGUCGGUCGCAUUAACAAGCGACAACAAUUUCGCGAUUAUGCUCGCCAGGAGCAAGAAAGACUUGACGUAAUCCUUCAGACUGCGCAGGAGGAUUUACAGCUCGAGGAUGGAAUGAAUUCGGGGCGCAAGGAUGAAAUGGACUUUGCAGCCAGGAGAUUUCGCCAGUUAGAGACGAGGCUAGCAUGGCUUAGGCGCGACGAGGAAAAUACUGCGAAGGAGGUCGCUACGAACAGAAAGUCUGGAUUGAACCAAUUUAUUGCCCUCUGUCUGCUGAUCUUCCCAUCACUCGAUGCGGCAAGCCUCAUCCGCUCUGACUUUGGAAACGAUGCAGACCUCGUCAUACAAGAGCCCAUGUUCGAGCGGGUAUCCCGCGUCCCUGGGGAUGGGGAGGACCUGAGCAUUGUCUCGGGGAUAAUACCAGACUAUAAUCAUCCGGGAGAUCGUGGCAGGGGAGAUGGUUUCCCCGUGCGGCGCGAGUGGACAGCUGGAAGUACCGAACAGCAGACCCAAGAAGAGACAUUAGAUGAAGCAGUUGAUGCUGGCCCCGUUCAAUCACCGCGCAGUCUCGCAGAAGACGCAUACCACCAUGCCAAAUAUAGGCUCAGGAGAGCACAGGAUCGAUUCGAGGACCGACGCAGCUUGCAGCGAGAAAUGGCCAUACAGCAGCGUCUCGAUGCCGGAGAAGAAAACACCAACGCUGUCGUAAAGAAAGACACGGAUCUUCGAGCCUAUCAAGCAGGGCAGGUCCUGACUCGAGAACUCAUAAUCGCAGAAGCUGAGUUCCAAGCCACGAAGAGGAAAUGUCAGGACAUUGGGUUGGACAUCACUUACGAUGAUGAUCUCUCAUCCGUCUUCCCGGGCACCAGCCAGGAUGGAUUCCGUAUCAGCGAUGGAUUCCAAGAUGAGCGACAAAAGAAUCGAAACGCUCCGGCGAUUAUUGCAUGGUGUGAAACUCUACCCGAUCUGAUAGACGGCAUCCUCGCGGAUCAGGAAAGCUUUACCUUUGUACCCGACUGUGAUGAUUGGACAGACAAUGCCGGCUCACUUCGCGAUUUUGACAGUGGAAGCGUGCAGGAGACCGGAAAGAAGCGGAAAAGGAUAGACGAGGUGGCGGAUUACAAUAAAGGAUUACGUGACGCAGCAGUAGACCAUUGGGCUCGUACGCAGAAGAGAAGCAAGACACUGUUCCACGAAGCCGAUGGCUUGCGAGUAUAUACAAAAGAAGGGAGGUGA